This is a messenger RNA of Striga asiatica, 3066 nucleotides long. Lineage: Eukaryota; Viridiplantae; Streptophyta; Magnoliopsida; Lamiales; Orobanchaceae. The record is from the annotation of a GenBank genome assembly.
AUGUUCUCACAAGAUGAAGGAAAUUUUAUAUUGUCCGGAGUGAAUAAGUCGAAUAGCGUAGAAUCAUGUUUCGCUUUGUCCGUAAUCCGCUCAUUUUCCCUGGUGCGGCAUACGUUAGACGACACUAUUCUUAUAAAGCAACAGCCAAAUGCAAUCCUGACUGAUGAAGUCUUUGUUGAAUUCCCCGUAGGCAAAAAAUUUCCAUUACUCAAGACUCACGUCCCACACACUGUCCAGAAACGGGUAAACAAGAUGACCUCCCAGAGAUCACCCGAACAAGAACUCAUCACCCACGAUCUCCAAGCCCUGAGCGUUUCCAAACGCCUCGUGCGUAGCGUAAGCCAGAAACUGAAAACAAAAACCCCAAAAACCGAAUCUCCCGAAGAAUCCAACGAAUACGAGCACGAAACCACCGGCGUUUCCCUGAGAUGCCUCACCCUCUACGCCCGUGGCGGCGGCUGCCGUGUGAGCGCCGACAUGUCCGAAGACUCCGCCCACCACCACCACCACCCGACGAGCGGCAGGCGGCGUUCAAGCGCCAGCGAGGACAGGAAAAAACCCACAAAAGAUGGGACAAACAUCGACUGCUUCUCCCACGCCGUGCGCGAAAAACUCUUCCGGCGUGGCUCCCACAAACGUCUCGUCCUUCCCGGCGGUGGGCCCACUAACAUGAACUCGCGCCUUCCAGACGAUAUCCUCGAGAUGUGUCUCGUUCGUCUCCCCAUCUCCAGCCUCAUGACUGCCCGUCUCGUCUGCCGAAAAUGGCGGGCACUCACCUCGUCCGCUCGCUUCAUGCAGGCCCGGAGAGAAGGCCCCCACCGAACCCCGUGGCUGUUCCUCUUCGGUUUCGUCCGCGACGGCUACUGCUCGGGAGAGAUACACGCUCUCGACGUCUCCCUCGACAGGUGGCACCGCAUCGAUUCUCACGCCUUGAAAGGAAGGUUCCUUUUCUCCGUCGCCACAUUAAAUGACGAGGUUUACGUCGUCGGCGGCUGCUCGAGCCUCGCGAAUUUCGGGAGGGUCGACAGGAGCUCGUUCAAGACCCACAAGGGUAUUCUCGUCUUCACCCCGUCGACCAAAUCUUGGCGCAAGGCGGCCGCCAUGAGGCACGCUCGCUCGUCGCCAGUCCUCGGAAUUUCCGAGGUGGGCGCGGAUUAUUGCUCGGUCAGGCCCGAGAGACGGUUCCACCGGGCCCGGUCAGGGGCUUCGGACGUCUACGAGGAUCCACACAGGCUGUCAGUUCGGCGGCAGUCGAGCGAGAGCUGCUGCGCGGUCUCGGGCCUGAAAUCGGGCUUCGUGAUGAUUGCGGUCGGGGGACUCGGGCCGUGGGACGAGCCGCUGGAUUCUUGCGAAAUUUACGACCCGGUUUUGAACAGGUGGACGGAGAUCCAGCGGCUGCCGCUCGAUUUCGGGGUGGCGUGCGCGGGGGCCGCGUGCCGUGGGGUUUUUUACGUGUAUUCGGAGAGCGAUGUGCUGGCGGGGUAUGAUGUGGAGAAGGGGUAUUGGGUGAGGGUGCAGGUGGGCCAGGGCCCGGCCCCGGCCCGUGUUAGGGAGUACUACCCGAAGAUGGUGGGGUGUGGGGGGCGGGUUUUCAUGGUGUCGGUGUCGUGGUGCGAGGGGGAAGGGGAGAUCGGGAGGCGGAAUAAGGCGGUGAGGAAGGUGUGGGAGGUUGAUUUUGGGGGGGGAGGGUGGAGGGAGGUGGGGGCCCACCCGGAUGCGCCCAUGGACUGGAAUGCGGCGUUUGUGGGGGACGAUGGGAAAAUAUUUGGGGUGGAGAUGUUUAAGAUUUUCGGGCAGGUGUUGGAUUUCGUGACGGUGUUUGAGACGGGGAAGGGAUGGGGACACAUCUCAAGGAACCGGGUGGCCAAUGGGCUGGAUGCGUCGUCCUGCAUGACGAAAUCGAUGGCUGUAAUUUUCGGGCAGGUGUUGGAUUUCGUGACGGUGUUUGAGACGGGGAAGGGAUGGGGACACAUCUCGAGGAACCGGGUGGCCAACGGGCUGGAUGCGUUGUCCUGCAUGACGAAAUCGAUGGCUGUAUUAUCUUACCCUAAUGGAUUCUCUAUCUUCAUCCCUUCGCCAGCCAGCGCCCGACGGUCAAUGGGUGCUUUACGUGUGAGCAGCGUCUUGUUUGACCUCAAAUCUCACCAUGCUUCAACGACAUUGCAAGUACACAACGGUGAUCGUGAUAUGAAGUCGCCACAUUUCACGCUGAGCAAAUGGGCAUCCUCCGAUGAUCCUGAGAAGCAUUCUGAAGAAGCCAAAUUUGAGGAGGACGAGUUGUUGCAAAACAAAUAUAAUGAGAGCCCACGAGAACAGAAUCAUGAUACACCUCAAAGCCCCAGUAUGCCUUUGGGCUUCGGACGUCUACGGGGAUCCACACAGGCUGUCGGUUCGGCGCCAGUCGAGCGAGAGCUCCUGCGCAGUCUCGGGCUUGAAAUCGGCUUCGUGAUGAUUGCGGUCGGGGGACUCGGGCCGUGGGACGAGCCGCUGGAUUCUUGCAAAAUUUACGACCCGGUUUUGAACAGGUGGACAGAGAUCCAGGGGCUGCCGCUCGAUUUCGGGGUGGCGUGCGCAGGGGCCGCGUGCCGUGAGGUUUUUUACGUGUAUUCGGAGAGCGAUAUGCUGGCGGGGUAUGAUGUGGAGAAGGGGUAUUGGGUGAGGGUGCAGGUGAGCCCGGGCCCGGCCCCGGCCCGUGUUAGGGAGUACUACCCGAAGAUAGUGGGGUGUGGGGGGCGGGUUUUCAUGGUGUCAGUGUCGUGGUGCGAGGGGGAAGGGGAGAUCGGGAGGCAGAAUAAGGCGGUGAUGAAGGUGUGGGAGGUUGAUUUUGAGGGAGGGGGAGGGUGGAGGGAGAUGGGGGCCCACCCGGAUGCGCCCAUGGACUGGAAUGCGGCGUUUGUGGGGGACGAUGGUGGUGGUGGGAGUAUAUUUGGGGUGGAGAUGUUUAAGAUUUUCGGGCAGGUGUUGGAUUUCGUGACGGUGUUUGAGACGGGGAAGGGAUGGGGACACAUCUCAAGGAACCGGGUGGCCAACGGGCUGGAUGCGUCGUCCUGCAUUAAGAAAUCGAUG